This is a messenger RNA of Scheffersomyces amazonensis, 3721 nucleotides long. It is a transcript of the gene PEX6, whose product is annotated as AAA family ATPase peroxin 6. Gene Ontology annotation, biological process: protein import into peroxisome matrix. Lineage: Eukaryota; Fungi; Ascomycota; Pichiomycetes; Serinales; Debaryomycetaceae. The transcript is spliced from 2 exons. Gene Ontology annotation, molecular function: ATP hydrolysis activity; ATP binding. Gene Ontology annotation, cellular component: cytosol; peroxisomal membrane. Bases 107 to 3721 code for a protein of 1204 amino acids. The record is from RefSeq and is a predicted model, not a curated record.
UACUUAAACCACUAACCUACCACCACAGAAAAGUAAAAGAUACAACUAUCUAAUAAUUAUUGGACACAGGUUAAAGUUCUGAGUAUUUGAUAUUAGAACAAUAACCAUGCCAUCAGUUUUACAAUCGCAAAAUGGUUCUGGUACUGUUUCUGGUUCUAAUGGCCAUUAUUUAAAUGGAUCUCAUCCGACUCACGAGUCAGUUACAACAGUUGCAAAUGUUUCAUUUGUUAAUGAUCCACAAUUAUUUAUAUAUAAUGCCAUUGAAUUAUCCCAAGAUCUCUUUACAAAACUUUUUGGAACUGAUUUCGAACUGACUUCUGGCGAUAAUUUUGUCUUAAUAAAAUUAUUAGGUUCCCCGGAUUAUUUCACUAGUUUCAAAAUAUUUAAAGUAUCAAGUAUAAAUAAUCGUACAACCAAUUUAAUUAGUUUUAUAAAUAAUUCAAAUUUAUCUAGAUUUCCCAUCGAUAAAUUAACUUUGAAUUCUGCCACUAUAAAAUCUAUAAAUAUUCAUGAUAUCCCUACUUUAUCACAAAUUUAUGUUUCUUUACCAAAUGAAAUUUAUCGAUUAAUAACUGAAAAAUCAAAUCAAACUAUUAAACAUUUAUUCUUGAAUCAGUAUUUGUUGGAUAGUGGUAAUGUUAUAAAUGAUAAUGAUACAAUUAGAUUAAUUAAUGGGAAAGUUAAACUUUGUGAACCAUUAUCUCAAGGAUUAGUUAAUAAUGAUACUAAUAUUGUUUUAAUUAAUCAAGAUGAUGAUAUUGAACAUGAAUUAAUUCAAUUUGAAGAAUCCAAUGAUGAAUCUGAUGAAGAAUAUAAACUUGGGGAUAGUGAAUUUUAUUCCCGAUUAGAGACAGAAUUAGAUUUAUCUACAUAUUUACAAUCUAAUUUACACUUUAAUCCAAUUCUGUCAGCUAUAUCUUCAACACCAACUAAUUUACAUAAAUUUCGAGUUAAUUCAUUACCUGAAAGAUUAACUAUUGAACAAUUACCUUUAAAUUGGGAAAAUGAAGAUUCAGAAUUAUUUGUAUUUAUAAAUACUUCAGAUUUAGUUAAAUUAAACUUUGCUGUAUUUAAUGGAGAUUUAAUUAAAUUAAAUUAUAUGAAUACUAAUAAUCAUGAAGAUUCAGUUAUAAUUAGAAUCUUUACAUUCAUAGAACCAAAUAAAUCAUUUUCAUUAAAUCAUGUUUAUUUAUCACCUAUAUUAUUAGUUAAUUUAGGAUUAAAUUCUCAAUCAAGAGUAACAUUUGAAUCAAUUGAAAAAUCAUCUGAUUCAUUAAAUGAUACAUUACCAAUAGCAGAUUCAGUAACUAUAUCAAGAGUUUGUUCUCAAAUAACUAUGGAUAAAACUUUUCAAAGAAAUUUCUUUUCUAGUUUAAAAACAAGUUUAUCAAAUCAAUUUAAAUGUGUUAAACAAGGAGAUUUCUUUCCUGUUGUUUUAGAUUCGGUAUUAUCUAAAACCAUAUUUGAUCAUAUUAAUGAUUCAAAUAAUAGUAAUACUGGAAGUAAUGAUGAUAAUGCUACCGAUGAUAUUGCCACUAAUGAUGGAUUAGAUGUUCUCCCUAUUGGAGAUCCUGAUUCUGUAGCUUGGUUUAGAAUUGUUGAAAUAAAUGGUAAACAAUCCAUUACAAAUCAAUAUAUUAUUGAUCCUUCAAAGACUUUAUUAGUAUCUUCAGGAGUAGAAUUUGUAAAAUUACCUCCAAAUGAAUUUUAUCAAUGGUAUCCCUACCUUAAUUUACCACCAUUAUUUAAUUAUAAUUUAGUUUCUAAAGAUUUUAAAUAUGCUAAAGAUUUUAAGAAAAUCUUACAAACUUGUUUAAAUUCCAAGAUUAAUCUUAAAACUACUAUAUUAUUAAAUUCAUUAUCUCGAGGUAUUGGUAAAACCAAUUUAGUUCGAAAUAUGAGUUAUGAAUUAGGAUUAAAUUUAAUUGAAUUAGAUUGUAUAGAUAUAAUUAAUUCUGGACAAGAAUUAAAGACAGUUGGAGUUUUAAGUGGUAAAAUUGAUAAAUUAUUAGUAAAUCAACCAACUAAUACAUUUAAUGCAAAUAAUAAUAAUUCAUAUAAUUUAAUUUAUUUAAAACAUAUUGAAUCAUUAUGUCCAUCAAGUGAUGAUAAUGAUCAAAAUUCAUCAAUUAAUACUUCUUUAUCAUUAAAAAUUAUUCAAUUAUUACAAGAAUAUCUUAAUAAAUAUUCAAAUUUAAUUAUAGUAAUGAGUUGUAAUAAUUAUGAAAAAUUAAAUGAUAAUAUAAAAUCUUUAAUUAAAUUUAAUAUUGAAUUUACUGUUCCAAGUGAACAAGAAAGAUUACAAAUAUUUAAAUUUUUAAUUAAUAAAGAAAAGAAACAAUCAUGGACAAAUAUUGAUAAUAAUCAAGAUAUUAAUGAUUAUUCAUUUAUAAUUAGAAAAGAUAUAAAUUAUAAUACACUUGCUUUACAAUCUGCUGGAUUAACUCCUCGUGAUUUAAUUUCAAUUAUUAAGAAAUCAAAAAAAUCUGCCAUUAAAAGAUUAACUAAAUUAUCUAAAGAAUUAAAUAUUAAACUUUCUAAUCUUAUAAAUAUAGGAGAUGGAGGUAUUAUAACUUGGAUUCCAGAAGAUUUUAAUCAAGCUAUUAAUGAAGCUCGUAAUCAAUUUAGUGAUUCUAUUGGAGCUCCAAGAAUUCCUAAUGUAAAGUGGGAAGAUAUUGGAGGUUUAGAUUUAGUUAAAGAUGAAAUCUUAGAUACAAUUGAUAUGCCAUUAAAACAUCCAGAACUUUUUAAUAAUGGUUUAAAGAAAAGAAGUGGAAUUUUAUUUUAUGGACCUCCAGGUACUGGUAAAACAUUAUUAGCUAAAGCAAUUGCUACUAAUUUUUCAUUAAAUUUCUUUAGUGUUAAAGGUCCAGAAUUAUUAAAUAUGUAUAUUGGAGAAUCUGAAGCUAAUGUUCGUAGAGUAUUUCAAAGAGCUAGAGAUGCUAAACCAUGUGUUAUUUUCUUUGAUGAAUUAGAUUCUGUUGCACCUAAAAGAGGUAAUCAAGGUGAUUCUGGUGGAGUUAUGGAUAGAAUUGUUUCUCAAUUAUUAGCUGAAUUAGAUGGAAUGAGUAGUGAAGGAGGUGAUGGAGUAUUUGUAGUUGGAGCAACUAAUAGACCAGAUUUAUUAGAUGAAGCAUUAUUAAGACCAGGAAGAUUUGAUAAAAUGUUAUAUUUAGGAAUUUCAGAUACUAAUGAUAAACAAACUAAGAUUUUAGAAGCAUUAACUAGAAAAUUUAAAUUAGAUGAUGAUGUUAGUUUAGAAAAAAUUGCUGAGAAAUGUUCAUUUACAUUUACAGGAGCUGAUUUUUAUGCAUUAUGUUCUGAUUCAAUGUUAAAUGCUAUGACAAGAGUUGCAAAUGAAGUUGAUAGUAAGAUUAAAGAAUUUAAUAGAAAUUUAGAAUCUGAAGGUAAAGAAACUAUAUCCACUAGAUGGUGGUUUGAUAAUAUUAGUACUGAAAAUGAUGUGAAUGUGUUAGUUAAAAUGCAGGACUUUGAAAAGGCUCAACAAGAAUUAAUUCCUUCUGUUAGUGCAGAAGAAUUACAACAUUACUUGAGAGUUCGACAAAACUUUGAAGGUAAUAAAGAAAAAGCUGCCAAUAACAAUAAUAACAAUACCCAACCAGUUGAAUCCAAUGGAUUUUCUAAUGGAACAGCCAAUGGAGUAGCCAAUGGAAGUGAAGAACACAUUUCCAUUGAUUUUAGUAAUAGUAAUGAGAAUUAG